Molecule: messenger RNA, 5007 nt
Organism: Ctenopharyngodon idella (grass carp)
Lineage: Eukaryota; Metazoa; Chordata; Actinopteri; Cypriniformes; Xenocyprididae
Gene: ogfrl1
Product: opioid growth factor receptor-like 1
Exons: 8
Coding region: 710-1885 (391 amino acids)
Cellular component (GO): membrane
Molecular function (GO): opioid growth factor receptor activity
Source: RefSeq, a predicted model, not a curated record
UCAUGUGACACUGAGGACUGGAAUAAUGGCUGCUGAAAAUUCAGCUUUGCCAUCACAUUUUAAAACAUGUAAAAAAUAAAAUAAAAACAGUAAAAUUACUGUUUUUAUUGUAUUUUUACCAAAUAAAUGCAGCUUUGGUGAGCAUAAAAUAGCCUACUUAAAAAAAAAAAAAAACAGGCCCCAAGAUUUGAGUGGAUAUAUACCACAAAAAGGUAUUAUACAGGUUUAAUGCUGCACAAAGAUGGCAUUAUAAUGCAUUUAAAAAGAUGUUAAAUGACAUAUAUAGAAUAUAACAUUUGAAAACACGUAGGCCUAUUAUAAAAUGUAUUGUAAUACAAAUGCAUGCUCUCUAAUGUCAAUGACAAAGUUUAAGGCUGCACUGAUGCAGCAUCAGAAUUGCUUUGCUUCUGUGAACAGUAUGACUUUUAUGUGUCAUUGCUCCAAAUUCUGUGUAAAGACAGACACAGAGCCUCCUCAAAGCAACCAUUGUUAUAGACGCCUUAACUGAUGCUGAGAGCACAUCAUCUUUCUCAUCAUCAUCUCCAGUGCUGAUCUCUGGGCUGAAGGGGGUGUGUUCUCAUCAGAGCGCUGGAAAUCCCCCCAUUAGUCACACAAAAGCGACGCAAACGGCAGCUCUACAUCGUAUCAAAGCUCGAUCUUGUGCCGAACGAGGACUUUAAACUAUGUAGGCACGGAGGACAGGGUUUAAAUGGGCAAUCUGAUGGGCAGCUGGAGAUAUAAGGAGCCGAGCACAGUGGAAGAAUGCGACUCGACGUGGGAAACGGACUCGGAGAGCGACGAGCAUCAGCCGGGAGGAGAGGAGGAGGACAGCGGCAUCUCCGAGUCCAUGAGCCCGGCGGAUUCCGUCAGAGGAGCCGAACAGCUGGACCACGGAUCACCGCAGUUUGGUGACAUGAUGGAGUCUUCCACUAGGAUGAAGAGGAGCUUUUACGCCGCAAAGGACUUGUACAAGUAUCGCCACAGUUAUCCGAACUACAAGGAGCCUCGUCAGCCGAAUGAAUAUCGCAAUCUGAGGUUUUAUCUGAAUAAGAUCCCCCUGGUGCCGGACGAAGAAAGAAAAUCAUGCAGGUUUGAGAUGAGUGGUAUUUAUAUUGAAGAAAUCCUCACUAAAUGGAGGGGAGACUAUGAAAAACUAGAGCACAAUCACACAUACAUUCAGUGGCUCUUCCCACUCAGAGAACAGGGCCUAAAUUUUUAUGCUCAAGAACUCACUCAGGAUGAGAUAAAGGAAUUCCAAAGCACUCGAGAAGCCAAGAGACGCUUCCUCCUAGCAUAUACAAUCAUGUUGGAUUUCUUUGGAAUCAAACUCCUGGAUAAAAAUGGGAAUGUGGCUCGAGCCCCAAACUGGCAGGAUCGCUUCCAGCACCUAAAUGAGUCGCAGCACAACUACUUGCGUAUCACUCGCAUUUUGAAAAGCCUUGGUGAACUGGGCUUUGAAAGCUUCAAGUUGCCUCUGGUGCGUCUGCUGUUGGAGGAGGCGCUGGUGGAGGGCACAUUACCCAACAUGCGUCACAGCGCACUGGAAUACUUUGUCUACACACUGCGGCAACACGCUCAGAGACGCGCCCUGCUUCGCUUCGCCCAGCGCCACUACCACCCGCCUGAGAACUUCAUCUGGGGGCCACCCAAGAAGAAACGCAUUCCGGCCUCUGGAUCCACUGGGACAAGAGUGGGAAGAAAUGAGGCGGUGGAGAGGAGUGCGGGCAAAGCCAGGUCACCUAGGGAGGGCAGAAAUAACUGGGAGGUGGAGGACACGGACGAGAGGAAGAGUGGAGAGUGGAAAACAGCAAAAGGGUCCAAGGUCCUGCAGGAGGGCAGGGGGAGAGUAGAUCUAGAAGAAUAUAUUGAGACCAUUCCUCUGUAAGAAUAGAAAGAGAGGGAUUCUGGGAAUGCUCAAGUAGCCUAAGCUGAGCUUCAAGUUAGGUAAAGGAAUGGCACAGCAAUAUUAUUCCAUACUAUUGCCUUUUAGAGACUUGCUUUGUGAACAACUUGACUGUUUGACUUUUUUUUUUUAAUUACGAAGUGUUUUUUCUUAACUCUGAAUACUUUUCAUAGUGUUAGCGGAUGAAUUUCUCUACUGUAAUUCCUAUUUGCAGCCCUCUGGAGAGUUCUUAGCACAUGUACAAGUGUGAGUAUAUAUAUAAGUGCUACCUGAGCACAUUGUGUGAAAUAUUGCACUUUUUGUCGAUUCAGUCUUCCCCUGUGAGAGAAUAUUAUCUUAGUCUACUCUACAGGCUUUGAGAAUAGGCUUUAUUUGCUAAUCAUAAGCCCGACUCUCAGACAGAUGUGUCUUUUCUGUGUUUAGAGCUUGCUGAAGUUUCUUGUUAUGGAUACUCUUAGCUCCUUGUAACAGAUCAUAAUAAUGUGUAGUCAGUGUGAAUAUACUUGCAGGAAUUUUCAGGUAAUUGAUCUUCCAUGUUUUUAUAGGUACGCGUGAGACUUUAAUCCAGUUUUCUCAAAAACGUCUUGCAAUAUAAAGUGCCUCUUCUUUCGUUUGUUACAGCAUGUGUGUCGCGCUCUAUCAUUUUGAGUCUUAAGUAGCGCGCCGUUUGUGGAAAAAACGAUAAGCAAAACUAACUUAAAUUUUAAAGUAUAAUCUAUCAAAUUAUGUACAUUUUUAAUGAAACUUGAAAAUAUACGUUUCGGUUUGACACCAAUAAAUGAGCGUGGUAUGACAGAUCGCACAUCUCUCCAAGUGUGGGUAUCUGCAGGUUGGAAUAAUGGGCGUGCCUAAAGGUCUUUACAGUUGGUCGCGAAAGCUGCCUGUCAGGGUGUGGGGUAGGGUUAGGGGGUAUUUUCCGUUGUAGCAAUUCACCUUUCGGCACGUCGCUACCUUUCAGCAAGCCCAUUACUCCGACCUGCCGCUAUCCUCCCUGUCUCGAUCGUGGUGUGUCAGAGCGCGCAUUAACCGAUCUUGUAUUCUGAUUUACUACUAGUUAAAGCACAAAAUAAACAUGAAUGGGCUUCCAAAUGUCUAUUGAAAAAUAAAGUACAAUUUACUAAAAUGUAUAAUUUCUCAUGUAAUCGGUGAAGAAGUGUUUCAACGGCGGAAAGUCGUCAAUAAAACAGCUUGUGAACAUGGUAGGCUGCGUAACUUACAUUUACCUCAGGAAAGCCGUUCAAUGGCUAUAGCGUUAGCUAGCUGGAAAAGUAAAAUUAUAGUUUAUAUAUGCACAAUAUUAUAAAUAAACUUUAUAUUUCAACUUAGCCUGUUAUUGUCUUAAUUUUAAGACUGAAUUUCCUAAUUGUGACAGAAAAUGUGAACUCUUUAGACAUAAUUUUCUCAAAAACAGGUUUUUAUGACAGCCACAAGUUAAAUGAUGAUUAUAGUUAUCUCGACGACUGUUUGAAAGAUAAUGGUAAUAUUAUUAGAAAGCAAAAAAAAAAGAGCUUUUUCAUUUAGUGCAUAUAACUCAAAACUACUCAAAGUGAUGGAGCAUAUCACAUACUGUAUGUAUGUGUGAGAGUGCUGCCUUUCUCUCAUCAUACUUAGAGUGUUUAUGUGUGGACAAUCAGGGCUUUUGAUGGUCACUAUCCAUAUAGAAUACAAAUACAUUUUUAAAGCAGAUAUUAAUCAAUAUGGAUCAAGUGUGUAUGCUAUGUGUGUGUUUGUUCCACACUGAUGUACCCAGAGGGCUAGCCAUACCUCCACAGCACAGGUGUGUGUGUGUGUGUGUGUAAAUGUUAUGGAGUUCUUCCUGUUUUAGUUUCUAUCGGCACACAAAAAGAAGUGAACAUUUUAAGGAAAGACCCCUUUCUUCCGUAAUAGUGCAGCUGAAAUCCAUCUUUCUUUCUUUUUGAUCAAAUGAUGAAGGCUCUCUGUCCUCAUCUUGUUUUUCUCACAGCCUCUUUCCCUCUGUCAAUAUUUAGAUUGAGCACACUUUUUUGUUUGCCGUCUAUCCUAGUUCGUACCCUGGGGUUCAUUAAACCCCGUCUCUCUGAAUGUGUGAGAGUCACAUUCUUCUCCAUGGUUGUCUUGUCUACUAAGAUGCCUUCAUCUGGUUGUUUUUUCAAUGCAGCACAGAUGUGCCCCGUAAUAUCCUACAACCCUGUACAUGUGGUAUAUGGCAGUUGGUGAAAAGAAAAAAGGCAUCUGAUUGGGAGACUGAAGUAAAUUUAUACAUUAAUGUCUUUCAACUUCUACUAAGAAAUAAGUAUUAAAUAUUUGCUUGCUUAUCUCUUAAGCUCACUUGAAUUUGUUCUUGAUUUUUAGAUGUGAAGUUAUAAUGCUUUGGAAGCCAGUCUGAAACCAGUUUUUUAGGAGAUAGGCUACUUUUAUACAAAAACAUUUUGCCUUUCAGUCAAGCAACAAGACUUCAGUUUCAGACAUAGCUAGUGACUGGGAAACAAAAAGCCAUCUUCUCUUUGUCCAUCUUGGUUCUAAAAGACUGUUGAUUCCACAUUUCAGUGUUUCUUGUGACACAAUUGUUGGAAACAGUUUGACUGGCCUAAUGUAAGGCACCAUAAGUGUUUUUUUUGUUUUUGUGGGAAGUGAUAAUUUGUUAUCAAAGAAAGUGUGACAUUUGGAAGUUCAUAUUUGGACGUUUAUAUUGUGGCCUAUACUGUAUAAUAAAGUGCAGCUCUUUGACAAAUUGUAAGUGUGUGUGUGUGUGUAAAUGUGGCUACUGAAUUUUGAUGUUUUGCGAACUUGGCACAACUGCUUUUAUACAUCUUUUAUUUUACAUUUAAUUCAAAUGAAUUCAACUGUGGGGCCAGUUGUCAGAUGAGAAAUGGAUGUUACUAUUAUGACUUUUCAAACAUAUGCACUUUGAGAAGAUAAAUGCACAUAAAACAGUUCUUUGUGAUAAAAAAAAAUGCUGAAUAAUAAUAAAAAAAAAAAAUCAAACCACAGGCUUUCCACAUUAAUUUCAUCACCUUUUUUACUUAUUACACAACACAUUGGAAUAAUUCUGAUUGGUCAAUCACAGCUUUGUCAAAUUAUAAAAAAAAAAAAAAAAAAAAAAAAUAGAAUAUAUAUUAUAUAAU